Echinops telfairi (small Madagascar hedgehog) is the source of this 864-nucleotide messenger RNA. Its product is annotated as CCN family member 2-like. The transcript has 3 exons. Gene Ontology annotation, biological process: cell adhesion; signal transduction. The record is from RefSeq and is a predicted model, not a curated record. Gene Ontology annotation, cellular component: extracellular region; extracellular matrix. Bases 1 to 864 code for a protein of 287 amino acids. Gene Ontology annotation, molecular function: integrin binding; heparin binding. NCBI's taxonomy places the organism in Eukaryota, Metazoa, Chordata, Mammalia, Afrosoricida, Tenrecidae.
AUGGGCUCUAUUCUCUUCUCCUUGGCGUUCCUGCUCGCCUUCUACAGCUGGGUAAGCAAGGAAACCCCUGCCAUGGCCACUGCUGCUGGGGGACUCAGAGCUGGGAAAGAGGUGGGUUCACACCUCAAUCAGGCUGAGCACCCUGCUGACCACCACUUCUCUCUGCAGAGGGCCACCAGCAAGGGCUGCAAUGGGCAGUGCCAGUGUGACCGCACGAAAGAGCCCAGCUGCCCUCCAGGUGUGAGAGUGGUAAUGGACGGCUGCAACUGCUGCCGCAUGUGCGCCAAGCAACUAGGGGAGUUGUGCGAGAAGCAAGACACCUGCGACAUGAUCCAGGGCCUCUACUGUGACCUUGGCACCCCUCCGAACCGCACGAUUGGAGUGUGCAAAAGCGUAGUAGGUGCCCCCUGCGAAUUGGAAGGGAAGGUGUACCAGAACGGAGAGACCUUUGUGCUCGCCUGCAAACUACAGUGCACUUGCAUCAAUCGAGACUUCUACUGCAGUAUGCUGUGCCCAGAAAACAAUGACCCUCCCAGCUCUGAGUGCCCCUUCUGGCGAAAGGUCAAGCCUCCAGGGGAAUGCUGCGAGGUGUGGGCUUGUGAGAAGCCCAAGGAGCUCACAACAGUUAGCACUAGCCUUGAAACUCGUCAACUUGAAAACACGGUUAGCCCAGACCCAACGAUGAUGCGACCCAACUGCCAGGUCCGGACCACAGAGUGGAGCGCCUGUUCCAAGACAUGUGGGAUGGGCAUCUCCACCCGGGUUACCAAUGACAACGCCAACUGCACGGUGGAAAAGCAGAACCGCCUCUGCAUCGACAGGCCUUGCCAAGCUGCCGUGGAGGAGGAAAUUAAGGUAUCUUAA